This is a messenger RNA of Auxenochlorella protothecoides, 165 nucleotides long. RefSeq lists its product as hypothetical. Lineage: Eukaryota; Viridiplantae; Chlorophyta; Trebouxiophyceae; Chlorellales; Chlorellaceae. Bases 1 to 165 code for a protein of 54 amino acids. The transcript has a single exon. The record is from RefSeq and is a predicted model, not a curated record.
AUGCAUCAUGUGAUGCCAUCGCAUGCCGCAGCCCCCACUGUCAGACACUCCGUGCCCACCUUGACCGGGGCGCUACGGCCAGGUUGCAGAUGCAGGCCCGGAGCUGGCGCAGGGGGGGAAGGGGGGCGGGUAGCACCGCAUCCGGCCAGGCCAGGUGCAGGGUGA